This is a messenger RNA of Vitrella brassicaformis, 1808 nucleotides long. NCBI's taxonomy places the organism in Eukaryota, Vitrellaceae. The record is from the annotation of a GenBank genome assembly.
AUGGGGAAUUGCGCAUGCCCUCGGGGCGUGGCGGAUGUGGUUGAAGAGGAACUGAACACUGAGGUGACAUAUAAUACUACAUUGGAGUCGACUUGUACACCUGCAUGUCAUGCGUGUGUGUGCAGGUAGAGCCUGCUCCCAAGGAGAUGGCCAAGGCGACGAUGGAGAGCGACACGCGUCCGUUGCUCAAGGACGCGGGCGGCACCCGUCUCAAGAAGGAGGUCACAUUCGACAACGGAGCCGUCUACAACGGAGAAUGGCUCAUCGCACCCGAGGUAUGUAGAAAACAAACAAAAGGAGGGAGGGAGGGAAAACGGCGAGGUGGGAAAAGGGAUUAUUGCUCUUUUGUGUGUGUGUGUGUGUGGCUGUGUGUGCCCCACCUACAGGGUGAGGUCCGCGAUGGUUAUGGUGUGCAGGUGUGGGCUGACGGUGCCCGGUACGAAGGCCAGUGGGUCAACGACAAGGCGCAGGGGAACGGCAAAUUCAUUCACGGUCUGUCUGCCAGUGAGGGAGGCUGUACUGUAAAAGGCUCACGUCUCCCAUCCAUCCAUUCAUCAAUCCACACUGCCUGCCCUUUUUCCUUUCCUUUGUGGGUUUGUCAGUUGACGGCGAUGUGUACCAGGGUCAAUGGCUGGAGGACAAGGCACACGGCCACGGCGUAUACAACCAUGCCGACGGAUCACGGUAUGCAAUGCAUUGCAAGUCAGGCCUCACAUGCACCAUGUGUCUCAUUCAUUCAUUGCUGGCCGUCCGUCCGGGUGUGAUGUGCACUCACUGUUCAUCCAGUUACGAGGGCGAGUGGCACGAGGACAAGCAGCACGGCAAGGGCACCGAGAUGUGGCCCGACGGCGCCAAGUACGAGGGGCAGUACAGCAACGGACGCAAACACGGAAAGGGCGUCUUCUCAUGGGCAGACGUACGGAGGCUCACACUCAGACACAUGAUAAAAGAGAGGGAGACAUGUAUGUGCCUUCCUUUUCCACGUGUGUGUGUACGUGAGGUCAGGGUAGUGUGUAUGAGGGUGCGUUCUACGACAACGACAUCCACGGCUUCGGCGUGUACAAGUGGUCGGACGGCCGCAAAUACGAGGGCGACUGGAAGAAAAACCGAAUGCACGGCAAAGGCAAAUUCACCUGGUCAGACGGGAGGUACGGUCAUUGCAUUGCAUCGCACACCAUCGCACACACACAAGACAAGACAAGACGCCCUCCGAUGGCGACACGUGACGCUUCUCUUCUCUUUUGUGUGGGCUCACACAAACAGAUGCUAUGAGGGCUCAUAUGUCAACGACCAGAAAGAGGGAGAGGUCACACACACACACACGCACGCACACGCACACGCACUCGCAGACAGAGGCACAUUCCGUUCCGUGGAUGUGAUGUCUCCCCCUCUGUGGUGGUGUGUGUGUGUAGGGUACGUUUGCGUGGCCCGACGGCCGUCAGUAUGUGGGGGGGUGGAAGAACGGCAAACAACACGGAAGGGGCACUUACACUACAGGUGCCUGCAUGACGGACGAGAGUGGCAGGCAGUGCGAGAGAGAGAAUAUGCAAUAUGCAAUGUCUCUCUCCCUCUCCCCCCCUCUCUCUCUCUCUCUGCGUGUGUGUGUGUGUCGCUGUGUGUGCAGCCAAGGCCGAGAAGCGCGUUGGCGAGUGGGAGGACGGCCGGCGAGUCAGGUAUCAAUCACAUGUGGAUGGAACGAACGCGGCCGCAGCGUAUGCCUGCCUGCAAGUGUUUUGGUGUGUUUGUGCGCUGCCUGGUUGCCCGCUGGCUGCAGAUGGAUCAAGGAGGAUGACGAUGGCGCCGACUGA